Molecule: messenger RNA, 1998 nt
Organism: Trichoderma asperellum CBS 433.97
Lineage: Eukaryota; Fungi; Ascomycota; Sordariomycetes; Hypocreales; Hypocreaceae
Source: RefSeq, a predicted model, not a curated record
AGAAACGGAAUUACGACUCAGGUUUCAGUAAAUAAGCCAUGGCCGUAUGAUACACUUCGGGAGGAUGAGCUUGCGACUCUUUUCAUUGAUUCGAUGCCUUCGUCCUUCACAACCCAGAAGUUGCUGGAAUCAGUAAUCAACCUGGAGCAAGAGGCACCCUCGGUUGCUUCAUUAAAUAUGUUUAGCCUAUGGCUAGAUAUGUGUGACGACAAUCAUCCGGAAUGCAAGAUUCACACCGCCAGCAAGGCACAUUAUAUUCCAGCGCGUCUCAUUAACAUUCGGUCCACUGAUGCAGUGCGGGUGGUUGAAACAAGCUCCAUUGCUGCGGAAAUACGAGCUGCCUCGUUCAAAUACGCCACCCUAUCUCACUGCUGGGGCACUGUUCAUGAGCCUCAAUUGAAUAAGGCCACAGAAAGUAUUCUUAGGGGAGGAAUUUCUGUGGAUAAACUUCCUCGUCUGUACCAUGACGCUAUUAUCCUUGCUCGUCAUUUAAAAAUUUAUUAUCUAUGGAUUGACUCUCUGUGUAUAUUGCAGGACUCUGUUGACGAUUGGCGACAUGAGUCGACAAAAAUGGGAGAUAUAUACGAGAACUCAUACAUUUGCAUCGCAGCAACGCAGGCACCCGACAACAAUAGCGGGCUACUAGAAAGGCAGAGCGCAGAUUGGCCACGGCCAUUAGUUCAUGGAAACCUUGUUGUCUGUGCAGAUGUUGAGGUGGGAUCAUCAUUCUCCAAUUCGUCACGACCUGGGUGGUGCAACAGGAUUCUCGCACUUACAGAAGGGGUAGUAGAUAAUUCAGUACUGAAUCGAAGAGCAUGGGUUCUUCAAGAACGUAUGCUUUCGCCGCGCAUUCUGCAUUGCACAGCUGGAGAGUUCGUCUGGGAAUGUCGAAGGGGCAUGAGAUCUGAAAGUCAUAUUCUUUUAACGUCGGGUGGCAGCGUGACGAAAGAAGCGUGGAGUCAAAUACACGAGGUUGCUCCAAACUUGAAGCGGCCUUCAGAAUGGCAUCUCCAUUCCGAGCAAAGAAGGCAAUAUCUUGAAUUGUGGAGCGAGAUUAUUGGACGUUUCUCUUCGUUCAAUAUAAGCUUUCCUCAGGAUCGGCUACAAGCUUGUUCCGCUAUAGCCAAGCGGCUGCAGCCGAUAUUAGGAGAGUACGCAGCAGGUUUAUGGGAAAGGGUUAUGCCAAGUCAACUGCUCUGGCACCAUGCCUGCUUUCCUAGCUGCGAAAGAAAGAACAGCUUGAGGCAAAAUAACAGCCCAUCUUGGUCCUGGUCAUCGCUGGACUGCAAGGCGGUACUAACACGUUACUGGGAUGCUACAUACAACAUGUUCCCAUCUAUGGACAAAAUGUCAUAUACGCCACUUGGUGACAGCAAAGCACUUACAAUGGUUAAGAUUUUGAAAACUGAGGUCAAGUUAUCUGGAAACGAUGCGACGGGAGCGGUCGAAGGAGGACGCAUUGACCUUAGCGGGCUAGUAUUGCCUCUAUACAGAAGCUCAGCAUUUCGAUAUACACUGACUCCAGAACCGGAACCAGAGGAUCCAAAUUUUAACUUGAGAUUGCAAUUUGAUGAUGGUGACCCCCAUAUUUUUGAGGAGGAUACAGCCCUUCGGCGUCGUAUAACCGAGGAGCUAUCGGAUCCACGAUUUGGAAGGUUCAUGCCCAGCUACGAAAAUAUGAUACGCGGCCGUCAAAAAUUGGUGGAACGCCACUCGCCAAAAUUAACCAAAAUGUGCUGGUUACCAAUUAUAUCCACUUCCAAGCCAUCUGUGAGGUCGAUUCCGAAACAAAAGCAUCCAGUGGCCACAACUAUUCAUGGCCUUAUUAUUGAGCACAUAGAGGGUUCUACUGGGGUGUAUCGACGAGUUGGGACUUUGACUUUUAAUCUAGAAGUUCUUGAAGAUAAUACUGCGACCAGGCUCAACGCUGCGACUCCUUUAAGCGAUACUUGGCCGUCACGACUGGGCUACAAUGCCAAUGAGGGAUUUACAAUAGCU